AUGUCCAAACCACGUCGGAACGUCAGGUUCCCACACCGGGCGUCAGAAACCCGUCGGUUAAGUAUCUCAGAUGCCAGCGAUGCCGCUUCUGAACCCGGAAGUCCGUCAAAGAAUGGCAGCGUGUCUAAGCCAGAGACAAUCGUCGAAGAGAAACCCGAACAGCCGCAGAUGUCCGAUUACGAGAAAAAGAAGCAGACCUUCAUUACUCGCACAAUAUGGACCUUCGUGAUGAUCUUUGGUUUCUUUAUUGCCAUGUUCUCAGGCCACAUCUACAUAAUUGGCAUCGUUACCGCCGUUCAAAUCAUCUCAUUCAAGGAAGUUAUCGCUAUUGCCAAUGUGCCGAGCAAAGAGAAGAAUCUCCGUUUCACUAAAUCGUUGAAUUGGUAUUUCCUAGCCACAACCAUGUACUUUUUGUACGGUGAAAGUGUCAUCUACUAUUUUAAGCACGUACUGUUAGUCGACAAGGUGUUACUGCCUCUCGCGACUCACCACAGGUUUAUCAGCUUUACGCUUUACGUCAUGGGAUUUGUCUUCUUUGUUGCAUCUUUACAAAAGGGACACUACCGGUUCCAAUUUACACAGUUCGCUUGGACUCACAUGGCACUUUACCUGAUCGUCGUACAGGCGCACUUUGUUAUGAACAACAUCUUGGAGGGAAUGAUAUGGUUUUUCCUCCCAGCGUCGCUGGUCAUCACCAACGAUAUCUUUGCCUACGUUUGCGGAAUCACGUUUGGCCGGACCCAACUCAUCCAACUGUCUCCCAAGAAGACAGUUGAGGGGUUCCUCGGUGCUUGGAUUUGCACCAUAAUCUUCGGCUACUUCAUGACCAAUGUCCUAAUGCGCUACAAGUACUUCAUCUGUCCGGUAAAUGAUCUCGGAUCCAAUGUGCUGACGGGGUUGGAAUGCACACCAAACCCGGCUUUUAUGCCCCAACCGUACCAAGUUCCGGAGUGGACCGGAGUGGACAAGACCUUUUACAUCGAGCCCAUACAAUUCCAUAUUUUGAUCUUCGCUUCGUUCGCCUCCCUAAUCGCUCCUUUCGGUGGCUUCUUCGCUUCUGGGCUUAAGCGAACCUUCAAAAUAAAAGAUUUUGGCGAAUCGAUCCCGGGCCAUGGCGGUAUCACCGAUCGGAUGGACUGCCAGUUCAUCAUGGGCUUCUUUGCGUAUAUGUAUUACCAUAGCUUUAUUGCCGUGUACAAAGCUACCGUUGGAGAUGUCAUUGAGACGGCUAUCAAUGGCCUGACAGUCGAGGAGCAAUUAGAGGUGGUCCGAGGAUUGGGCAAGUAUCUGUACAACCAGGGCACUGUUUCUGAGACGAUUUUGGAGUGUCUGAACACUGAGCUCAAGCGCCGGUGAAGAACGUUCGAUAAUGACCCAUGCCAUUUCCAUUCUGCUUUUCAGUGACGAAACCCAACCUCCUCCCGACUUGCUCUAAAAUU
Molecule: messenger RNA, 1439 nt
Organism: Aspergillus nomiae NRRL 13137
Lineage: Eukaryota; Fungi; Ascomycota; Eurotiomycetes; Eurotiales; Aspergillaceae
Gene: cds1
Product: phosphatidate cytidylyltransferase
Exons: 4
Coding region: 1-1356 (451 amino acids)
Cellular component (GO): endoplasmic reticulum membrane
Molecular function (GO): phosphatidate cytidylyltransferase activity
Source: RefSeq, a predicted model, not a curated record